Molecule: messenger RNA, 4789 nt
Organism: Passer domesticus (house sparrow)
Lineage: Eukaryota; Metazoa; Chordata; Aves; Passeriformes; Passeridae
Gene: EPB41L3
Product: erythrocyte membrane protein band 4.1 like 3
Exons: 25
Coding region: 200-3712 (1170 amino acids)
Biological process (GO): cortical actin cytoskeleton organization
Cellular component (GO): plasma membrane; cytoskeleton
Molecular function (GO): structural molecule activity; actin binding
Source: RefSeq, a predicted model, not a curated record
UUUGCUGGGGAGCGGCGGAGGCUCGCUCUGGGCAGAGCCGGGCUGCGCUGCCGCUGCUGACGCGUGGCCGCCGCCGCGCCGGGAGCAGCCCCGCGCCCGCCGCCCCCGCUCCGCUCCGCGGCCGAGGAACCUCCGCGCCGCUCCGGCCGCGCUGCCUGCGCUGCCCUCCCCGCAGCGGGGAGCCGAGGAAUAACCAACCAUGACUACAGAAUCGGGAUCAGACUCCGAGUCCAAGGAUAAAGAGCAGGAUCAGGAGGAGAGCCCUGCGCAGGAAGGGGCGGCAGAGACCCAGCCGCAGGAGCAGCAGCCGCAGCAGCAGCAGCAGCAGCCAAGUGAAGAACAGCAGACCGCGCUCGAGCAGUUCUCGGCUGUGGCAGCGCACAGCACGCCCGUGAGAAAGGAGCAGGCCACAGAAAAAGAACAGGAGUUUGCUGCUGCGAGUGCAAAACAGCUGGAAUAUCAGCAGCUAGAGGACGACAAGCUCUCUCAAAAAUCUUCAUCUAGCAAACUUUCCAAGUCUCCUCUAAAGAUCGUCAAGAAACCGAAAAAUAUGCAAUGCAAAGUGACGCUCCUGGAUGGUUCGGAAUAUGCGUGUGAAGUAGAGAAACGUUCCAGAGGUCAAGUGCUAUUUGACAAAGUGUGCGAGCAUCUGAACCUUUUGGAAAAAGACUACUUUGGGCUAACAUACAGAGACACAGAAAACCAAAAGAAUUGGUUGGACCCUGCCAAGGAAAUCAAGAAGCAGAUCCGAAGUGGUGCUUGGCAGUUUGCAUUUAAUGUGAAAUUCUACCCUCCAGACCCUGCCCAGCUAUCUGAGGACAUUACCAGGUACUACCUCUGCCUGCAGCUGAGAGAUGACAUCGUUUCGGGCCGGCUGCCCUGCUCGUUCGUCACACUGGCCCUGCUGGGCUCCUACACCGUGCAGUCGGAACUCGGCGACUACGACCCCGACGAGUACGGCAGCGACUACAUCAGCGAAUUCCGCUUUGCGCCAAACCACACUAAAGAGCUGGAGGACAAAGUGAUCGAGCUGCACAAGAGCCACAGGGGAAUGACACCUGCAGAAGCUGAGAUGCAUUUCCUGGAGAAUGCCAAAAAACUAUCAAUGUAUGGAGUAGAUCUCCAUCAUGCCAAGGACUCUGAAGGAGUGGAAAUCAUGCUAGGAGUCUGUGCAAGUGGACUCUUAAUAUAUCGAGACAGACUCAGAAUAAAUAGAUUUGCCUGGCCAAAGGUUUUGAAAAUUUCCUACAAGAGGAACAACUUCUACAUCAAAAUCCGACCAGGGGAGUUUGAGCAGUUUGAAAGCACUAUUGGGUUUAAGUUGCCAAAUCAUCGUGCUGCAAAGCGCUUAUGGAAAGUGUGUGUUGAACACCAUACAUUUUUCAGGCUCCUGCUGCCCGAAGCACCUCCAAAGAAGUUCCUGACGUUGGGCUCCAAGUUUCGCUACAGCGGCCGGACGCAGGCCCAGACGAGAAGAGCCAGUGCCCUCAUAGACCGUCCCGCACCUUACUUUGAACGCUCCUCUAGUAAACGUUACACCAUGUCUCGCAGCUUAGAUGGGGCAUCAGUGAAUGAAAACCAUGAAAUGUACAUGAAGGAUUCUGUGUCUGCUGCAGAGGUUGGUACUGGCCAGUACGCCACAACAAAGGGCAUCUCUCAGACCAACUUGAUUACCACUGUGACUCCAGAGAAAAAGACAGAAGAGGACAAAGAUGAUGAAGAGGGCAAAAAGAAGAGAGCAGAGGAAGUCACCCCGAUUUCAGCAAUACGCCAUGACACCAAGCCAUCUUUGCUUGGCACUGACUCCCACCACUCCUCGCCAUCCUCUCAGCCUGGCCCCCAUGUAUCUUCAGCAAAGCUUCGCAGGAGAUGCAAGGAGAGCACUCGGACGAAGUCCUUAGGCUGUGAGGCCCCCAAAGAGAGCGCUCCAAAACACAGCGAGUCGGAGCCAGACUCUGACAGAAAGGGGCGAGUUUGCUCCGCCGAGCAGGACAUGGCUUUUGGCUACAGGCAAAAAGCCGGCAAAGGCGGAACACUGUUCUCCUUCUCCUUGCAACUUCCAGAGUCAUUUCCUUCCCUCCUGGAUGACGAUGGCUACCUGUCGCUCCCUAACCUCUCCGAAACCAACCUCCUGCCUGCCAGUGUGCAGCACUACCUCCCCAUCCGCUCCCCCUCCCUCGUGCCUUGCUUCCUCUUCAUUUUUUUCUUUCUGCUCUCUGCCUCUUUCUCAGUGCCAUACGCCCUCACUCUCUCCUUUCCUCUGGCUAUGUGCCUCUGCUACCUGGAGCCCAAGGCGGCCUCCUUGAGUGCCUCACUUGCCAAUGACCUGAGUGACAGUUCAGAGGAAGAGACUGACAGUGAGCAGACGGAUACUGCGGCUGAUGGUGAGACCACUGCCACCGAGUCGGAUCAAGAGGAGGACGGAGAUCUAAAGGCACAGAAUAGUCUGAUUAAGCGAAUACAGGGUGAAAAUGUGUAUGUCAAACAUAGUAAUCUUAUGUUAGAGGAUCUAGACAAAACCCAGGAAGAUCUGAUGAAACAUCAGACCAAUAUAAGCGAGUUGAAACGCACCUUCUUGGAAACCUCCACAGAAACGACUGUGUCUAAUGAGUGGGAGAAGAGGCUUUCCACAUCUCCCGUUCGGCUUGCAGCAAGGCAGGAGGAUGCUCCUAUGAUUGAACCACUAGUGCCUGAAGAGACCAAAGAAGAAACAGAAAAAUCAGAAAAACUCAUAUUUUUGCAGAAGGGAGGUACUACAUUCCUUGAAAUGCAGACUAAACAGUCCACCAGUGAAAAAACCUUGGAUGGUUCAGAUAUCUUCACUUUAAUAGAGUCCGCCAGAAAACCAACUGAGUUCAUAGGAGGGGUUACUUCUACUUCCCAUACCUGGACUCAGAGAAUAGACACGACGACGUCUCAGGAGAUAACUUCCAGUGACAUGAAGCAAGCAGUUCAGCCGGAUCAGGAUACGGUGCAGAAGGUUGUACAGGAGACUGUAGUUGUCAAGGAGAGACAUGGGAUGGAGGUGCAUGCAGGCGGGGAUCCUGCUAAAGUGGCCGGACUUACGCUGGAUGCCCAGGCUGAGGCAGCAUCGGCGGUGGCUGCCGGCGUGAAAGGGAAGGAGGGCUCUGCUGGGACUGAGGGGGCGAAGGAGGAAAAAAGGGAGGAGGCUGGGAAAGCCCUAACCAAACAGGAAGGAGUCGCUGCCGCUGCUUCGUGUGAGCAGGCAGAGGAGCACAGAACAACAGUCCAACUUUCAGAGUCUUUGGAAAGAAAACCUCAUUUUGAGUCACCAGUUGUGAAGACUGAGACUAUAAGUUUCAGCAGUGUUCCCGCUGGUGGGGAAACCCUUGAAAUUUCAACAAAGGAAGUGCCAGUAGUCCAUACAGAAACAAAAACCAUUACAUAUGAGUCUUCUCAGGUGGAUUGCGGUGCUGACUCUGAACCAGGUGUAUUGAUGAGUGCACAAACAAUCACAUCUGAAACCACCAGCACUACAACUACUACACAUAUCACCAAAACUGUGAAAGGAGGCAUCUCAGAGACAAGAAUUGAAAAACGAAUAGUCAUCACAGGAGAUGCAGAUAUUGAUCAUGAUCAGGCGCUGGCUCAGGCAAUUAAAGAAGCCAAAGAGCAGCACCCUGACAUGUCAGUGACCAAAGUAGUGGUUCAUAAAGAGACAGAAAUCACACCAGAAGAUGGGGAGGAUUGACCACAGGAAUAACCUAGAAUGCAUAUGAAUCCAGACAUGCAUACCAGUAGGAAUACGAGAACCUAUACGGAGUCUCAGUUCCAACCUGACUGACUUGUAUCUGUCUAUGGAAAAUUUCAGUACAGAAGAAUUGAUCUUGACCGUUAAUAAAGAAACUGGCAGAGAUACCUUCCCAUAGAAAGCAAUCUGAAUCAGCAGCAGUUAAACAAUAUUGCAUGAAGCAACAAAAAAAUUACAGAAAAGCAGCAUUUUUAAUUUUCUUAAAAUGUCUAAGUUUUCAGCUUUACCUGCACGUUCAUAAACAAUAUAAAGAGUGAUCUCAUGUAACACAUAAACAGUUCAUGCCUUUCACAAUUUCUGAAAGUCUAAACAAAUUAAAAUUUGUUAGGUGGCAAGCCUUUUGUUUACGGAUACUGUAAAUGAAGAUUACCCCGAAAAUGCUAGAAGCUGUAUAGGUACUGUGUAUAAUGUUUUACCACACAUUAGAUGUGCCAAUAACACAGUUUAUUCAGUAAACAACUUGAAUCUUAUAUUUGUUUCAUCUGGUUUUAUUACUGCCCCAUAAACAAUGAUGAAUCUUUACUCUUAUCAAAACAUAUAAAUGCUUACAAAGUGUGCUUUGUAUACCUGACUGAAUACCUUAUGAGGUAGCAAUGAUUUUAGUAUAUUAACUUUAAUGAUUUUUGUCAGCAUUGUUCAGAGUCAGCUUCCAGUCACCCUUCACAGAUCCUAACCUUGUAAAUUAUAUGUAGUUAUUUUGGAGAAAAAAAAAAAUCUGUAUUUUACUUAGUUUGCAGCUUUAGAAAAUUAUUAAUCUGAAAUAACCGUGAUGGUUUUCUAUUGAUUUCCCUUUUGUUCUCAGAGAAAAAAAAAAAUCUGUUUGAGAAUCUGGUCAGCAUUUACUAUCUAGUUCUGAGUCAAGCCUUAACCUGUACAGAACGUCCACUGAAAACUCGCUAGUGUCCAGCUCUAAUACCCACGGAAGGAAUAGUGUCCAUUACACUGUCAGCUGCAUCACAACACAUGGUGAAUGUAUGUUUCUGCAUAGUGAAAUAAAAGUGGUAAAUGCAUCUGAAA